Molecule: messenger RNA, 5602 nt
Organism: Gigantopelta aegis
Lineage: Eukaryota; Metazoa; Mollusca; Gastropoda; Neomphalida; Peltospiridae
Product: transmembrane channel-like protein 7
Exons: 18
Coding region: 194-2656 (820 amino acids)
Cellular component (GO): plasma membrane
Molecular function (GO): mechanosensitive monoatomic ion channel activity
Source: RefSeq, a predicted model, not a curated record
UUAUAAAAUUUGUCACAGAUAUUCGAAAUCACCUGCACGAUUUCUUGUUUAUGUGUCGGCGCUAAUAAUAUAGUCGGUGCACUUUUUAAUGUGCACAUUAAGAUUGUUUGAGGGAAAACGAAAAGUAAUUUUAACCAGGAAGACAUAAAGGCGUGAACACUGUGGAAAACUUGAGAUCGCCCCUGCCGGACACAUGCAAGAUUUCCUCAUCACAAUCAUCAAGGGAUUUGCCGUCUCUGCAGUCAGUUUGCGACGCUACAAAACCGAAAAGGAGGACAUCCACCAUUUAAUAUCGAGACUCCCCAGCCAUCAAAAAAGACAAGGACAGAGUGAAAUGAAUCGUCGCCGGAAGAGCGUGGCCAUGAGCCGGCACAACAAGGUUUACCCUCAGGGCGGGUCAAAGGUCGUCAGUUCAGACGCCGAGCUCGACCUGGAGAUGCAGAAGUUCCUGUCACGUGGUAUAGACCUGGACGACAUCGAUGACGAGGAACAGCAGUGGGAGGCACUGAUGACGCUCAAGUCCGUCUGUCGACCAAUGAACGUCAAGAAACAACUCAGAGAUAAAAUAUUUUCUGAGACUGUGAAAAAAACUGGUGGAUGUCGCGCGUACAAGUACUACAUGAGACUGUCAUGGAGACGAUUCAAACUGUCCUGUUCGGAGAUGAAGUCUCGACUGGAAAUGUGGGGCAGUUCAUUACACUGGAUAGAGGGUCACCACGGUUCUGGCGUGCUGUCCUACUUCGUCUUCCUGCGCUGGAUGUUCGGCCUCAACAUGCUGCUGUUCGUCCUGCUCACGGGGUUCCUCGUUGUCCCCAGGGCCCUGCUGCCCACCGUCGACUACAGCGUCUCUAGCACCGACAGCGCUGUCCAGCUCGCGUACACCUGCUCGGCCGCCUACACCAUCAACAUGACGUCGUCUGCUAAAGAUCUAGUGCUCGGGUUCUUCCAGGGAACGGGUUGGAUGGAGCAGACGUACAUGUUUUACGGCUACUACGCCGGGAUUCGACUGCUGGACGGCACGGGGACGUCCUACAACUACGAUUACAACCUGCCGCUGGCCUACGUCGUCGGAUCAGUCGCCUGUCUGCUCGUCUGUCUCAUCGUGAUGGCCAAAUACACGGGUAAGAGUUUUCGAGAGGCGAUCGUGCUCGACCCGGAGUCCAGUUUCCAAUACUGUAACAUGGUGUUCGCUAGCUGGGAUUACGCCAUCACUGACUCCAAGUACGCCAGGAUAGCGCACAAGAGCAUUUACUACGACAUAGUGAGCGACAUCCGCGAGGACAACUUCAGCCAGCAGCGCGCCGAGACCUUGGCCGACCCGUGUGAGAAGUGCAAGCUGUACUUCGUCCGAAUACUCAUCAACUUCUUUGUGCUCGCCUGUCUCGGCGCCGCCGCCUACGCCAUCUUCUACGUCACACAGUGGUCUAGCGUGUACCUAAACAGCAACAGCGGCGCGACGGGCGACAUGGCCUACGUGGUGCUCCUGGUCGAGUACCUGCCCUCCAUCGUGCUGACCGCUCUGAACGCCGCCGUGCCCGUCAUCUUCGACAUCAUCGUCCUCGCAGAGCAGUACACACAGGCGUUCGUCAUCAAGCUCACACUCGUCAGGACAGUAUUUCUCAAACUGGCUUCCAUUGCUGUGUUGGUCGCAACCCUUUAUUCACAAAUAACAUGCAGCACGAAAGAUGCCUGCGGUGUUGGAACAGGAUCCUGCACAAAAAUAGAGUGCUGGGAGACCCAUGUGGGACAGCAGUUCUACAAACUGGUGAUUAUGAAUUUCUUCGUCACGGUCCUGAAAGUAUUCUAUUACGAGAUUCCCAGACGAUUGGCCACAACAAAGAUCAGCUGUAAAUUGCUGGUAACGAUUGGACCAUGUCAGUUUAACAUAGCCCAGAAUGUGCUAGACCUCGUCUACACCCAGUCCUUGGUCUGGUUGGGUUUUUUCUUUGCCCCGAUGAUUGCAGUUCUGUCGGUGAUUCACCUGUUCCUUGUCUUCUACUCUAAAAUGUUGUCUGCUCUGUAUGCCUGUGACCCGACCGACCGUCCGUACAGAGCGUCCAGAUCCAACACAUUCUUCAUGGUAGUUCUACUCGUCACCUUCUUCCUGUGUGCUUUCCCUGUGGGCUACACCAUCGCAGUAUUAGCUCCUUCCAAAUCAUGCGGUCCAUUUAGAACGGAUGACAACAUGUUCACUGUGAUCAACACAGCUAUUUUGGCGUGGCCAUCGUGGCUAAACACCAUCUACACCGUCGCCACAUCGUCGGCCAUCGCAGGGUCAAUAGUGGUGUUGUUAUGUCUGAUGGUUUACUACUGCUCGGCGCUCUCGUCUGCUCACAAGUCGAACUCUUUCCACCUGAAGGAACAGCUGGCUAUGGAGAGUAAAGACAAACAGUUCCUGCUGGCGCGAAUAGCCGAGCUGUCUGGAGGAUCGGUCAAGAAGACGAACACUCCCGCGAAGACAUUAAACAAACCGUCCAUGAUCAGCACACCUGCGAUGAGCAACGGCGUCAAAGGCACCGAAGAGACCUCGUUUAGCAUAGAGAGCGAGGACCUGACCAGUCGGUCUGGCAGACAGAAGUCAGGUCCUGCAGUAGGACCAGUAGACAGUACGAACAGUUCUGCACCAGUUAAAGCUCCCUUUGAGGUCGACUGGUGAUCACAGACGAACACACAGUUCGUAGUUGUCGGAAGAUCCCAGCAAUUAUGUUAAUUCAUCUUUCAAUGGGAGUGUCAAGGAAAGGGAGAGGGAGGGGGUGCAUCAUAAUUGUUAAGAAUUGGUGGAGUUAUUGUAUCACUUCUGCCCCCCACUCUCCACCUACUUCUUAUGUUUGUGCAGUUAAAUGCAAUGUACACCAGAGGCCUGUGCCCCCUCCCCCCUUCUUGAGGACGAAAAUGUAUGGGUGUUUUUUUCAUAUAUAAAUAAUGAUUAAAAUAUGGCUUGUGUCCCCCCCCCCCCUACCCCCACCCCACUCCAGACAGUGUCCCUGGGGGGGCCUACUAGCUGUGAGGCAGUAUAAAAUAUUUUCCAUUAUUACAAAAAGCACAGAUCUAAACCUGCAAUGUCUUAUUAUGCAUUUAGUUUAUUACGGGUUUAUUAUCAUUAUUAUUAAAAUAUUCACAGCUGGCUGUACUUACGCAUUUUUAAUUUAACAGCAUACAGACUACUGAAGAUUUUUUCCUUUAAAGGUGACUACAUGUAUUUUGGUUUGAAUAUAAGGGUUACUUGUUUAUAAAAGUCUGCUUCUGUGAGUUCCUUUUAUAUGGUGUAUAUGCAGGCUUGACAAUAUCCAAACCAAGCCGAACUAAACAGUAGGCUAACUGACAUGCAGAUGUCAAAGUUCCACAAGCAUACAUGUGCUGUUGGUAAAUAUAGAUCCUGCAAUUGCAUGAUGAUGACUGCAUACAUAUGUAGAUUACGUACCAUAAACACAUUCCUGUUUAUAUAGCAGUUGGCAUAGUCAUGAACAGAGAAGAAAAACAUAAUCUCAAUCACACUGUAUUGUUGGUGGAAAAUACUACUAAUAAUAAUAACCAAAGAACACAAAGAACUGUGAUAUUGCAUGUACCGCGAUGGUAAAAAUUGUCAUAUACAAUGUCUGUGAUUUUGCCUUUUAAGGUUUACUGAAGUGUAGAGUAUUUUUCAAUGUUGUUGCUGCACUCAAAGUGUAUUUCUACCGGUAUGUUAUAUUUAGACUGAGUGUAAAAUUGUAGUAUACAAUGUCUGUGAUUUUGCCUUAAUGUUGGUUGAAGCGUAAAUUAUUUUUCAGUGUUGCUGAAGUGAAGUCAAGUAUGUAGUGGAGUGAACUUCAAUUUAUCCAUUUAGUUGUGCUGGUUAUCUACAAUGAACUUUCAUAGGUGUAUUGUAAAAUGGCUCACUGACGUAGGAAGCGGAGGGUGGAUGUGCAAAAGGGGGCAUGUGUCCACCUUUCUUGAUACAGUAGCAGCAGCGAUGGUUUAUAUAUAUAUAUAUAUAUAUAUAUAUAUAUAUAUAUAUAUAUAUAUAUAUAUAUGUGUGUGUGUGUGUGUGUGUGUGUGUGUGUGUGUGUGUGUGUGUGUGUGCGCACCUUCCUACGUCACUGUGUCCCAUGAAAUACACAGUAAAUUCACCAUAAACGAAAACCAAAACCGAACUACACAUCUAGCAACAAAUUAACUUUUUAAACUUGCACUCAAAAUGUGGGGGAUCAUUUGAAAAUGAAACCAUUGCCUUCGUAACUGCUACUUAAUUCAUAUUAAUUUUGUCAAGUAUUAUUAUUUCUAACCUACAGUUGUUACAUAAUUAAAUCAUAAUUAGUUAUAUCUGGUACAAGUUUCUAAACAUUUAAAUAAAUCUUGAAGAUGAAACAAGAGGAAACCUGUAAAUGGCUCUACAAUCAACCACAAAAAAGGAAGAGGUUAAUAAUACAAAAUUAUAUAAUUUAUUUUAACCAAUACAUGUAACUGUACAUGUAUAUGAAGGGUCCACGGGAAUAACCUGUGAUGUCACAUUUAUAGUAAGACGAUAUUUUAUUUUAUUUUAACAUUUACAACCCUGCAAUCGUGGAAUAUUUAAACUUAAAAAAGCAUAAUUUACCAACUAUUUUUAAUCACCUAACCCAUAAUUAUAGGUUUUUAAUUUAGUGUCAUUGUAACCUUGACAUACACAGCCUUUACAAUACUGACUUAUCUGUUUUGGACAUCAUAGGUUAUUCCCGUGUACCCCUUCAUACAUGUAUGUACUCGUGGGAAAACGUUCCUGUCCAUGUAUUACACAAGGUAUAUGUUUAGUGGUAUUGAAGGGGGAAUCGAAUAAUUUUCAAAAAUAUAUUUUUUGGUCAUUUGUAAACAUUAUGAGACGGUUUACACAAUUAUGUUGAUGCCAUCAUCUUUGUCAAAUUUCAACCAUUUACAAACUUUGCAGUGUGUUAGGGGACCAUUUUUACUGGUGCACAGGAACAUUUUUUCGCAAGUACAAUGUACUACAUAUGUAUAUUUAUAUCAUUUAGCAAAGUGGCACUGUGUUGACAUUAUUUUUCUAUUGUUUUUGUCACAUAUGUAUCGUUUAUAUUGUACAUCAUACUUAAUAUUAAAAUGACAGAAUGAACUUUGACUGCUGAAUAUUAUCUAUUUGUAUACUUUAUGUUGUUAGUUUAUAUGUGUAUGUCGUUUUAUGAGGUACAAGGGGUUGUUAUUUUAUUUCCAAUAUACAGUUAAUGUUUUUGUGAUAUGCUGUUUCUGUCUCAAUACUAACAGAACGACUUCUAUUCCGUCCAUAGGAGUAGCAACAUAGGAUAUUGUUGUGACAUCGUAACAUGUGUAAAUAUAUUUUAAAGCUGAAAUCAUACAUGAGUGAUAUUUAAAUUUGAAAAUUGUAUUAUUUUUUGUGAUAUUUUUGUAUAAUUUUUAUGUGAUACAUGUAUUUUGAAAUGUGAAACUGUAUUGUUAUGUGAUAUUUUAUUAUGUAAAAAUUGUGUAAUUUGUAUCGCUUAUUUUAUCAUGUGAUGUGUUAACAUGAUAUACACCUUAGUCCAGUUAAAAAUAGAAACAUGAUAAGACUAUAACGAGUGAGAAUUAACACAAACACUCCCCAAACUAAAUAAGACAAAUAAAUAAUAUAACUCUG